Messenger RNA from Teleopsis dalmanni, 2182 nucleotides. RefSeq names its product alpha-tubulin N-acetyltransferase 1. Gene Ontology annotation, molecular function: tubulin N-acetyltransferase activity. The transcript is spliced from 7 exons. Bases 696 to 2108 code for a protein of 470 amino acids. Gene Ontology annotation, cellular component: microtubule. NCBI's taxonomy places the organism in Eukaryota, Metazoa, Arthropoda, Insecta, Diptera, Diopsidae. The record is from RefSeq and is a predicted model, not a curated record. Gene Ontology annotation, biological process: alpha-tubulin acetylation.
UGUAGCAGUCAGUCUGUUAAAGUUAUUUAAACUUUACGGUUGUGUGGUGCCUGCGCUUGCAUUGUUGUGCGCGAGCCUGUUGAAAAAAAAUUAAUUAUUUCAAAGUUAGUACAAAUUUUGAAAACAGUCUAUAAAACCCAUUCGCUUGUUUGGUAAAACGGCAUUUGCGGCAAUUAAGUGACGAGCUUGAGAUAUUCUAUUAACGUCACUAUUUGUUAUUUUUUUUGUAUUUCUUAGAGCAAGAAAAAGUAUACCGAAAUUUUUAAUCAAUAAAAUUGGUGCAUGCGUUGGAAUUUAAUUGGUGGAUGCUGUUGAUAAAAUUCCAGAAUUCGUUGCAUUGCGAAGCAGCUUAGGAAAAAACUAACUAAUAUCAAAUUUGCGGCAGGAGAGUUUUACAAUAAAAUAUUGAAGUACAACACAAUAAAAUUGUAAUCGAAAUUCGCGUCGGUAAAAACGAAAAUAGUAAUGUCGGGCUUUUAACCAAGUUAAUAUCUCUACGUUCUGUUACGUCCUCAGUUGAACGCUUACGAAGUCUCAAUUGUACCAAGCAUUUUCAAGCAUUCAACGGUCGGUGAUCUCAUCGUUAGUUUCUCAAAAAAAGGCUUGCCAUUGCAUAAAAAUAUCAAAUAAAGUUAAAGAUCGCUUUUGUAGCAUUCAUCAUACCAGAUAUUUAAUUUUUGGCUAUAUUUUUCAACAUGGUGGAAUUCAGAUUUGACAUUAAACCGCUAUUCCAGCAAUCGAUCAUAAAAAUUUCAUCGAACUUACUGCCACAUACUUUUCGUGCAGCGGACCGCCGCCAAGUACUAAAUCUAUUUCCCAAUUCCACCAGCGAUGCAACAUCAAAAAUAUCUGAAAUAAUAGAUCGCCUCGGACAACUUUCCGCUGUUUCUCAAAAACUGUCAAAACCGGUCACCACUGCACAGAGACUCCGAAUGUCUGAAAAUCAAGUAAUUUAUUUGAUGGCUGAUGUUGAUGCUGGUCAUAACGGGGCUGUUCUUGGACUACUUAAGGUUGGCACUAAGGAUUUGUAUUUGUUUGAUGAAAGUGGGCAAACAAAGAAAGUUGAAAGCGCUCCAUGCAUACUUGAUUUUUAUAUACAUGAAUCUCGACAACGAGCAGGUCUUGGCAAGGUACUGUUCGAAACCAUGUUAACCGAAGAAAACUGGCAACCGGUAAAAUGUUCAGUUGAUAGACCUUCAGAAAAAUUAUUAGCGUUCUUACGUAAACAUUACGGUUUGAUAAACACUAUACCGCAGGCUAAUAAUUUCGUACUGUACGUAGGUUUCUUCGAUGAACAAAAUGGUGUUGAUGGUGCCGGUAGUCAACAUACAAAUGGAAUGCAUGUGACUAAUAGUCCUAACACUCAACUCUUUGGUGCUCACUUUGGUGAUGAGUCGGUACGACGUGUACGUCAACCAGAACGUGCAAACUCGGCAAUGCAAGUAACACAGAUCUCACCGGUUGGACGAUAUGGUGCUAGACGUCCACUUUGCAGCAUGGCGGAGAUAAUUCACAACACUCCUGCUAAACGUGAUGGAAAUGAAGAGCCAGGCAGCAGCACUAACCUGAUUGAUGUUAUCAAAGACGUGACAGACAGCAUCCAAAAUCUCCAAACAGCAACAGAAGAAGAACAAUCUAGAGCCACUAUAGUAGAAGCGUUUAUAGAGACACCAGUACAGCAAAAUACUUUUAACGAAACUGAAACAGCAAGUGAAAUAAUAUCUACAAUCGUAGAAGAAAAAUUAGAAGAUCCGAUUAUAAUUCAGACAAUAUCUGCGACUAAAAAUCCAACCCCAUCUGUGACAGGGAGUGAUCCGAAACAUGAUUUACGAAAAUCUACUACGGCUUUUCAACUUAGCAAACAGCACACAGGCAUGAAAAAUAUUUCUUCUGGUGUUGGUAUGGCUGUUACGCCUACAAACAAAAUGGAAUUCGAUCAGGAAACAAGAGAAGAUUUUGGUAUUGUAAAAAUUAAUCGACCCAUUGGUAAGAUCACUUCGCCUAAUCCAGAUAAUAUAGACGCCAUCUCUACAGUCUCAUCUACAGGCGAAGGAUUAACUGAACAGGGCUAUUACGAUUUAAAGUUUUACCAUAACAAAUUAUGGUAAUUUUUUUGUAAUCAGUAAUCAAAUAGAAUCUUUAUAAAGCCAAACAUUGGAAAAAUUUAAUAUAUCAUAUAAAC